This is a messenger RNA of Aspergillus homomorphus CBS 101889, 1509 nucleotides long. RefSeq names its product putative 3-ketoacyl-CoA ketothiolase (Kat1) (gene kat1). The record is from RefSeq and is a predicted model, not a curated record. Gene Ontology annotation, molecular function: acetyl-CoA C-acyltransferase activity. Gene Ontology annotation, cellular component: peroxisome. Gene Ontology annotation, biological process: phenylacetate catabolic process; fatty acid beta-oxidation. The transcript has 3 exons. Bases 175 to 1434 code for a protein of 419 amino acids. Lineage: Eukaryota; Fungi; Ascomycota; Eurotiomycetes; Eurotiales; Aspergillaceae.
GUUGAGAUAGAGCAGUCUUCAACACCGGUAAGUAACGUUUGACGCCACCCUCUGGAGACGAGCGAGCAGUCUGCCUGGCAGUCCUUGCCCGGACUCCGUCGUCAUCUUUCCCCGCUCCACUCCAUGCUUCAAGGGAUAGAUCGAACCGAGUGAAGCUGACAGCAACCAGCAACCAUGGCAGCAGACCGUCUCAACAACAUCCUCAGCCACCUAAAGCCGUCUGGAACGAGCGGACUAUCCGCCAUCACCCAGAAGAACCCAGACGAUGUGGUCAUCACGCUCGCUCUGCGGACGCCACUGACCAAGGCCGUGAAGGGCGGCUUCAAAGAUACAGAGCUAGACUAUCUGAUCUACGCGCUUUUGAAAGAAGUGCUAGCCAAAUCGAAGAUCGAUCCCAGUGUGAUCGAGGACGUGUGCUUGGGGAAUGUCAACGACGGCAAAGCCGCCUACCUAGUACGAGCAGCCUCCCUAGCAGCAGGCAUCCCCCACACAGCCGGCGGCUCCAGCGUGAACCGAUUCUGCUCCUCGGGCCUAAAAGCAGUACAAGACAUCGCGAACCAGAUCCAACUGGGGGCAAUCGACGUGGGUGUCGCCGUGGGCGCGGAGCUAAUGUCCGCGCCGUCAGGCGACCGGAUCCCGAAACCCUUCAACGCGGAAGUGCUCCGCAACCGCGAAGCAGCCGACUGCAUGCAGCCGAUGGGACAAACCUCGGAAAACGUGGGCGCAGACUUCAACAUCUCGCGCGAGGAGCAAGACGCCUACGCCGCGGAGUCCUUCCGACGGGCGGAGGCCGCGCAGAAGGCCGGGUGGUUUGACGAGGAGAUCGUGCCCAUCACUACUACCAUCAAGGAUCCCAAGACCGGGGAGACGCGCACGGUUACCCUGACCAGAGACGAAGGCGUGCGGUAUGGGACCACCAAGGAAGCGUUGGCCCAGAUUCGACCUGCGUUUCCGCAGUUCGGGAAUCGGAGUACCGGUGGCAAUUCGAGCCAGGUUACUGAUGGUGCCGCGGCCGUCUUGCUUAUGCGUCGGUCCAAGGCUGUGGAGCUGAAUCAGCCGAUUCUGGCGAAAUUCUGCGGCGCUACGGUGGCGGGUGUGCCGCCGCGCGUGAUGGGCAUUGGGCCUACGGCGGCGAUUCCGAAGUUGCUGGCGCAGUUUGGGCUGCGGAAGGAGGAGAUUGAGUUGUUUGAGAUUAAUGAGGCGUUUGCGUCCAUGGCUGUCUAUUGUCUGCGGAACCUGGGGCUCGAUCAUGAGAAGGUUAAUCCUCGGGGUGGUGCUAUUGCGUUGGGCCAUCCGCUCGGCGCGACGGGCACCCGCCAGAUCUGUACGAUUCUGAGCGAGGCGCGCCGCACUAAGAAGAAGGUUCUGGUGACGAGUAUGUGUAUUGGGACGGGCCAGGGGAUGGCGGGGUUGUUUGUGAACGAGCAGGUUUGAAUGUAGCUCCAAUUUGACUGUGGUAUUAUCGUCAUGAGACAUAGCGUUAUAUCAGGCUGACAAAGAAGAUUCAAG